Molecule: messenger RNA, 1602 nt
Organism: Tigriopus californicus
Lineage: Eukaryota; Metazoa; Arthropoda; Copepoda; Harpacticoida; Harpacticidae
Exons: 5
Coding region: 101-1384 (427 amino acids)
Molecular function (GO): protein binding
Source: RefSeq, a predicted model, not a curated record
UUGACACAAAAAACGAAAUUAUGAGAUGUCUAGAUUUAGAUUGAGUUAACUGCAUUGAGUAACAACUUGUCCGCCCAACCCAAGACAUUGAUUUUGGUUCAUGGGCUUAAAGUCAAGUCCUCCAAAACAUUUAGUGGGUUUCAAGCUCCAAAACCCAGUGCCCAUACAUUUUUGGCAUUGCUUUAUAGUUGUUGAUAUGAUGGAGUGGAUUCUAUUAGUACUAAUGGCAACUAAAGCAUUGCCAUCUUUGGCAAUGUGGACCCGUUACAAUAUUGCGCCUUCCUCUAGUUGCGAUCUCGAUUGGGAACCCAUUGAUCAGUCCAAAAUGAAUCGGUCCAACCUAUUAGUAAUUGCGGGAUUAUGCUCUAUACCUGAGAACCAACCCAAAUAUGUUGGUGUCAAAUGUAAUGAAGCUGGAUCAGUAUGUGAGCGGAUUUCACAUCCAAAAAGUAUUGCAAGAUGUUUGGAAAAGCCGAGGACAGAUAAUUUUACAAUAUAUUUGAGGAGCACUGUUGUAAUUAAUUAUCAACCAGAGCUGACUGUGGUUGAAUUGCAACACGGCAAACUCUUCUCAGCGUCAGUCCCAGGAGUUGAUCCAAUCACGAUCCCUGUUAUCUCCAAGUCAUCCCUGCAAAUCCAAAUGGGCCAGGCCUUGGUGGUUUGUUUGGAAACCGCCCUGGUUUGCAACAUUUGGCACCAAAGCACUAACCAAUGGACAUCCUUGCCUCCCAUGACCACACGCCAUCAAGAGGGUACACUGAGCCUUUUAGAGGGUCAGCCAAUUGCUAUUGGAGGACGCCAUUCAUCAACUGUCGAUCACGGAGUUGUGGAGAUCCUGAACAUGCAAAGCAACCAAUGGGAGCAAGGACCCACGCUGAAUCCUGCUCGGAGGUCUCAUUCCACAGUGGUCGUGAACCAAAGUACUGUGGUGGUCGUUGGAGGGUAUAGCGAACAAUCAGCCACUCUCAACUCCGUCAUGAUCCUACACUCAGAGGAUAUGAAUUGGCGGCUACUGCCAAAUUACCCUCAACCGGUCUACGCUGCGGUUUGUGGUCUUGUGGAGGUCAACGUGAUCGUCUGCUUUGGAGGAUCCACACAGACCAGUGACUCUUAUGCCUUAAAUCUCUCCCAACUCCAUGCAGGAUGGAAAAGGGCUCCGCAAUAUGACUUUCACACGUCUCUUGUGUAUGGGGUCAUCUUACGCUUGAGACAAAAUCUGUUCUGUAUGUCGCGUAUGAUUGCACCCGCACAAUCCUUCGCACAGGUGAUGAAAAUGGAUUUGACCGGGAGCAACCCCAAAUGGAAAGUAGUGGAGGAGUUUGCAAGCGGUAUGUUUGAUUUCUUUGGAUUGUAUGUCACUGAGGGUUUCACCAUCAAACCCUGAAGGCAAAUUCUGUUCAAUGUUUGUUAUGGCCAGUGAGUCUUGCAAUGGCCAAUACGGAAUAAAAAACUAACAUGAAUCUUAAUUUGAUGCUAAAAAGUCUAUGAGAUUCCUCACUCUGGAAAGCUUCCAGAGCAUUCCAGAGCAACAGCACCCAGUUGUUCAUGGGUGGAACAUUUCCGUUCAGUGUGACCAAAUCGCUUGAGUGUAGACACAUCUUC